Messenger RNA from Amphiprion ocellaris (clown anemonefish), 5308 nucleotides. RefSeq names its product G protein-coupled receptor kinase 6 (gene grk6). Gene Ontology annotation, cellular component: cytoplasm; plasma membrane. NCBI's taxonomy places the organism in Eukaryota, Metazoa, Chordata, Actinopteri, Pomacentridae. The transcript is spliced from 16 exons. Bases 190 to 1917 code for a protein of 575 amino acids. Gene Ontology annotation, biological process: protein phosphorylation; regulation of signal transduction; signal transduction. Gene Ontology annotation, molecular function: G protein-coupled receptor kinase activity; ATP binding. The record is from RefSeq and is a predicted model, not a curated record.
GCGGAGGAGGGCGCGGACUGUUACCGGGCCCAGAGCUUCAGCGGAGGAUUGAGUUUUUCCUCCGUGGCCGGGCGGUGGGAGGAGGUGGCGGACGGUGUUUGAGGACGGGUAAAGGUGCGAGUGAAAGCCGCCGGGGGGGGGACCAGGAGCUCGGCGUGCUGCUGCCGCUGGGAGCCGCUCAGCAUCAACAUGGAGCUGGAGAACAUCGUGGCCAACACGGUGCUGCUCAAAGCACGGGAAGGCGGUGGCGGGAACAGAAAAGGAAAAAGCAAGAAGUGGAAGCAGAUGCUGCAGUUUCCACACGUCAGUCUGUGUGAGGAGCUGCGACAGAACACAGAGAAGGACUACAGCAGCCUGUGUGAGCGGCAGCCCAUUGGUCGGUUACUCUUCAGGCAGUUCUGUGAGACUCGACCAGAACUGAGACGCUGCGUCAAGUUCCUGGACGCUGUGGCCGAGUACGAGGUGACGCCGGACGAGAAGAGGAAGGAAUGCGGUCAGGAACUCAUCGACAAAUACUUCAGCCCAACGUCGGAGGACCGGGUGUCGGAGGUGGAGGAGGCCAUGAUGGGCGGAUGCAGCGAGCGGCUGCAGCAGGACGCCUGCAAGGAGCUUUUCAAGGACUGUACCAAAUUGAUCCACGACUACCUGAGCGUGGCGCCGUUCGCCGACUACCUCGACAGCAUGUACUACAACAGGUUCCUGCAGUGGAAGUGGCUGGAGAGGCAGCCGGUGACGAAAAACACAUUCAGACAGUACAGAGUUUUAGGAAAAGGUGGCUUUGGAGAGGUGUGUGCGUGUCAGGUACGGGCGACGGGGAAAAUGUACGCCUGCAAGAAGCUGGAGAAGAAAAGGAUAAAGAAGAGGAAAGGCGAGUCGAUGGCGCUCAACGAGAAACAAAUCCUGGAGAAAGUCAACAGCAGAUUUGUAGUGAGUUUAGCGUACGCCUACGAGACCAAGGACGCUCUGUGCCUCGUGUUGACCCUCAUGAACGGCGGCGACCUGAAGUUCCACAUCUACCACAUGGGUGAGGCGGGUUUCGAUGAGAGGAGGGCGAUUUUCUACUCCGCCGAGAUCUGCUGUGGCCUCGAGGAUCUGCACCGAGAGCGAAUCGUCUACAGAGACCUGAAGCCAGAAAACAUCCUGCUGGACGACCACGGCCACAUCAGGAUAUCAGAUCUGGGUUUAGCUGUUUACGUACCAGAAGGACAAACCAUCAAGGGCAGAGUGGGAACAGUGGGAUACAUGGCUCCAGAGGUGGUGAAGAACGAGCGGUACACCUUCAGCCCCGACUGGUGGGCGCUGGGCUGCCUGCUGUACGAGAUGAUCGAGGGCCAGUCGCCCUUCCAGCAGAGGAAGAAGAAGAUCAAGAGGGAGGAAGUGGAGCGGCUGGUCAGGGAGGUGCAGGAGGAAUACUCCGACAAGUUCUCCGAAGACGCCAAGUCCCUCUGCAAAAUGCUGCUGGCCAAAGAUCCCGGCGAUCGCCUCGGCUGUUUGGGCGGCUCAGCCUCUGAGGUCAAAGCUCAUUCCAUUUUCCGCUCCAUCAACUUCAAACGGCUGGAGGCCGGCAUGCUGCAGCCGCCCUUCAUCCCCGAUCCUCAGGCCAUCUACUGUAAAGAUGUGCUGGACAUUGAGCAGUUCUCCACAGUUAAAGGAGUAGAACUGGAACCCAAAGACGAGUCCUUCUACAGCAAAGUGUCCACGGGCAGCGUUCCUAUUCCCUGGCAGAAUGAGAUGAUCGAGACGGAGUGUUUCGAUGAGCUGAAUGUUUUCGACCAGGACGGGACGGUUCCUCCAGACCUGGACUGGAGAGGCCAGCCGUCGCCUCCACCCAAACAGGGGCUGCUGCAGCGGCUGUUUGGCCGACAGGACUGCUGUGGUAACUGCAGCGACAGCGACGACGAGCCCACCCGGCUGUGACACCCAAACACACCGUCUGAUUUGUUUACAACCUUUUUGCACAUUUGUAUUUUUACGGUAGUCCUCUCUCUAAAAAGAAAAGACAAAAAAAACAGGUCAGAAUGUAUAUUUUCAGCCUCGCCACGAUGUUUAAUGUUAUUUAAAAACCUGCUGUCGACGGAGGCGGACGUAAAACUUCUUCCUCUUUUUGUUUUUGUUGGGCUUUUGUUUUGUUUUUCCGUCCGGGGGGGAGGCUUCGCUUUCACAUGAACUGGGACUCUGAGAGCCGAGGAGCUCCUCUGGAACGACGGCUGCUGUAGAAGUGCCUUGCUCGAGGGCACCGCGGUCGCCGAGGCGGGACUGGAACCGGCCUCCACUCCGACCCACCUCGCCACUUGUUUUUUAUUCUCGUUUGCCGGCGAUUUCAAACGUUCGAUGCCGGAACCAUAAAGUCUACACCUGCAGAUAUUUUUUAAAUCAUUUUUAGAAAUUUUUUCCAAUGGAUUUCUUGAGACAGUCGCGGCUCCGGUUGCUCUCGUCAGUUUUAACCGAAAAGAGCCCAAAUUUUACAGAAACCCUGAGAUAAACGACUCACUGUGACGCCUUGUUGUGCCUUUAUUGUUCUUUAACUGAAAUGAGCAAGUUUUUUGGGAAUUUUCCAGUGACAAAAAGUGUGAUUUGCUACCAACUAAAGAUCAACUUUUCAGAGCAGCGUCUUUUUUUUUUUUUUAAACUUAGUAACCUCCUGAACUCCAAAACCUGCCCGCAGGUUUAAAACACAUCUUUUCCUUUUUAAAACAAAUAAACUGCUAAAUUUACACCAUUUAUCAGAGCCAGAAACUAACAAAAACAAAGAAUCAUCACGUUUUCAGCUUUCUGACGGACGGUCCUUGAACGCAUAGUCGGUUACGUUCGGUUCUGUCAAUUAUAAAAAGCCAAAUCUCAGUAAAAAUCAUAAUAUUCAUCAACUUUACUUUACGAGUCUCAUUUUUUUUAAAUAAGAAAAUUGAACCAGAUUCUAAUAUAAACAAAAGAAGCCACGACUGACUCAGCUUUGACCAGCAAUCGUGACAAAAAUCAGGUUGCACUGCAGGCAGCGUUUCCACAGAAGAGAGAAAACAAGUUCGGAAACAAAUUGAGAGCAAAAUCAAACAAUAAAAUAAAUGCAGCAUGACUCAGAAUCAGUGAACAGAGGAGCAAGUUGUUGGAGAUACAUCCAGCAUGGAGAAACAUCUUUCUAGAGUUGACUCAAAACUGGACUAAAAAUUGUCCAGAGUGACUCAAAUUGUCCAAAAUUACACAAAAAUAGCCGUUUUAAACAAAAUUUGAGUAAUUUUGAGCUACUUUAAUACAAUUUAGAGCAUUUUUCAAGUGAUUUUGUACAAUUUGGGUGUCAGUUUGGGCAUUUUUUGUUACUUUCUACACAUUUUCAGUCAAUUUGGAACCAUUUUGUUAUUACUUUGAUCAAGUUUCAAGUUAUUUUAGAGAAGCUUUGAGUCAUUUUGGAAAAUUUUAGACAAAGAUAACAAUAACAUGUUCACCAACUGAAUAAAAUAAAUGCAGCAUGGCUCAGAAACAGUGAACAGAGGAGCAAGUUGUUGGAGAUACAUCCAGCAUGGUGAAACAUCUUUCUACAGCUGAUGAACAGAAGACAAAACUGGACUAAAAAUGGUCCAAAAUAACAAAAAAACUAGCCCCAAAUUAGUCAAAAUUUUUGUAAUUGACAUUUUAAACUCAUUUCAAGUUAUUUUUAGAAAAGUUUUGCUCCAGAUUUUCACUCUGAUCAUCAGCUACAGAAAGAUAUUUCACCAUGCUGAAUGUAUCUCCAACAACUUGCUCCCCUGUUCACUGUUUUUGAGUCAUUCUGCAUUUAUUUUAUUGAUCCAGUAGCUUUUACUUACCUCCUAAUCUAAAAUUGUCCAAAAAUGAUUUUAAAAAUGUGUUCAGCGUAACAAAAAAAUGUCCAAAACGACUCAAGAACUCUGCAUAAUAACCCGAAAACUGCCCAAAAAUGGCUUGAAGCUGGUUCAGAAUGACACAUUAUUUGUUAUUAUUGUUAAAUUAAGCAAUUUUAGACAAGUGUUUAAAAGAUGUUUCACCAUGCUGAAUGUAUCUCCCAACAACUUGCUCCUCUGUUCACUGUUUCUGAGCCAUGCUGCAUUUAUUUUAAUGAUCCAGUGUGUGUUAUUUUGGGUUGUCAAGUUAUUUGGCGCCAUUUUUGAGUAAUUUCUGGAAAAUUUAAUGUUACUAAAUGCAGCAUGGCUCAAAAACAGUGAACAGAGGAGCAGGUUGUUGGAGAUACAUCCAGCAUGGUGAAACAUCCUUCUAGAGUUGACUCAAAACUGAACUAAAAAUGAUCCACAACGUCUCAAAUUGUCCAAAAUGACUCAAAAACUAUCAUUUGGAACGACAAUUAAGUCAUUUUAAACUAGUUUACAGCAAUUUAGGACAGUUUUAGGGUUAUUUUGGGCAUUUUUUUUUUUACUUUAUAGAAAGUUCUAGCUAUUUUCAACAAAUUUCAAAUCAUUUAGGACAAUUUUAAAAUCAAACCUGCAUCAGUAGAAUAAAUGCAGCAUGGCUCAUAAAAAGUGAACAGAGGAGCAAGUUGUUGGAGAUACAUUCAGCAUGGUGAAACAUAAUAGUGUGAAAAACGCAGUUUUUAGAGGCUGUGAAAAUGUAAAUAGUUAAAUAUCUAUAACAUGUAGAGCCACAAAUAUUCCUCAGUGUUGGAGGACAAUUCAGAAAAAUGUUGAUUCCACUUUUUAAAAUGAUUUUUGGCAUUAGAACUGCAUCGUACAGCAGAGAAGACAUUUCUGAGUUCCAUCUUCUUCUAGUCGUGGUUGUUCUGUUUCCAUAGGGGUGCAGGACUUUAUAUUGCAGUUAAAAAUGAACCCACAGUGAUCAAAAAACAUGACAGGAGAAAAAAAAGACUCGGGGUUCAGAGGGUUACAUUAAAUGGUUCUCUAAAGAAUUCAAAGACUGAAAGUCACCGAAAUUACAUCAGAUUGCACUUAAGUCAAAGAAUUCAUCAUGUAUAGCAAAAAAUGAUUCAGUAAAUCUUAGUAAAAACAGCAUUUAAAGGAGGUUAUUACUCCAGAUCUGAGUAUUUUCUCUCAGUGUUUCUGUUUUCAUUUUUUACUUCUUUUGCCGUCUUUUUGGUUUUUACUUUUGCUUCGAGCGGUUGGUUGGCGGUCGGAUGGUUUCCAGAUCGUGACACCUUCGAAGAAAUGUCCAAAGAUUCAUCCAUCCACGUCACGAACAGAAACCGAAACGACGAGAGUAACCGGAACCGAACCGAGAGACUGAAGCUUUGGUGAAAAACUUCAGCUGGACCUGCUGCAGUCAACGGCUUCUUUAAGAAUACAGCCUCUGAUUUUAAGCUAUUAAAGUGAAAUACCUCUGAAUGUACAAA